Molecule: messenger RNA, 2794 nt
Organism: Stegodyphus dumicola
Lineage: Eukaryota; Metazoa; Arthropoda; Arachnida; Araneae; Eresidae
Product: DBH-like monooxygenase protein 1 homolog
Biological process (GO): norepinephrine biosynthetic process; dopamine catabolic process; octopamine biosynthetic process
Cellular component (GO): secretory granule membrane
Molecular function (GO): copper ion binding; dopamine beta-monooxygenase activity
Source: RefSeq, a predicted model, not a curated record
GCUGUCAGAGGGCUAAGGUACAAAAAAGGAUAUCUAGUUGGCUGAACGCGGGCUGUUCUUUACAUCUUUCGAGUGACGCAGUGUCAGCACAAUACAUAACAGCAAAGAUAUUGGAUGGAACUUGAUAUAUUUCUACUUUUGUAGAUUUCCGCGUUUGUUUUUAAAAGGACUUGCUCUCUUCCUUGUUCUGUUGCGAGUAUUACUUCGAACAUCAAAUAAUAGUGAAAUAAUCAUCUGAAACUGAAUAUAUGUUAUUAUUUAUCUACGCAUGAUUGAUCUGAAGAAAGAAAAUAUAUCAGAGCUUAUCUGAAACGUAAAUAUUUAUUUAAUAAAAAGCACGAAUACCACGUUUUAAAAUAAAUUUGUAUAAAUAGGAAUUUUCUUUUUUACUUUCUUCGUGCCAUUUCAGUACAGGAUUUAAAUGUAUAAUUUAUACUAAUUUAACUCAAAAUAACUGCGUGUUUGUAGGACAUCAGCUGAAGAUAUGAGCUUAAAUUAUGUUUUUUAAUUAAGAAUCAUUCAUCUCUACGAUGAACUGAACACUAUAUAUUUAUUGGAAAACUUGUCAUUGCUAUUUAUUUCAGUUUAAUUUAUGCAGUGAUGCUACUUAGAGAAGAACAGAAGAAUAUAUUUUCAUGGAAACUGAGAAUAUUAUUGUUCAUCUUUUUAUCUGAAAAUUUCAUUCAUAUACAUGGUUAUCACCACGACAUUUUGGAUGACUAUGGACGAUACCAUUUAUUUUGGAAAGUCGACAAAUCAAAUGAAAGACUUUUAUUCAAAAUAGAAGUUCAAACCAGAGGUUAUGUGGCUUUGGGACUGUCGCCUCACGGAGGUAUGCCUGGCAGUGAUAUCGCUUUUGGUUGGGUAAAGAAUGGCAAGGCAUUUCUUCAGGAUCGUUAUGCUCACAAAAAUGGACUCCCUAUACUAGAUGAUCAACAAGACUGGGAAUUAUUGAAUGGCUACGAGAACAGGACGCAUACUAUACUUCAGUUCAGCAGAAAGUUCGACACUUGCGAUCAACAAGAUCUGCCUGUUACGAAUGAUACAGCUCGUGUUAUUUAUGCAUAUCACGACGAAGAUCCAUUGUCUGAUGAAAUGUUCUCUUACCAUGGAAAAGACAAGAGAGGGUCAAAGAGUUUGGUUCUUUUGCAACCAGGGUCGGAGAAGUAUCAGCUUCCAAAUGAUGUAAAGUUAUGGCAUAUUCGUACGCCUAAUAUAACAGUACCAGAUGACGUUGAUACAACCUAUUGGUGCAAGAUUGUCAAAGCACCGCCUCUAAAUAAAAAGCAUCACGUUAUUAAGGUGGAGCCACUUGUCUCGAGGAAUAGUGCUCGUUACGUUCAUCAUAUGGUUCUUUACAGAUGCUUAGGAGCUACUGCAAGAGAAUUAGAGCCUCAUGUCCAUCACAAUGGACAUCCCUGUUAUGUUCCAGAUACUCCGCACACCUACUCCAAAUGUGAAAGUGUAUAUGCUGCAUGGGGCGUUAGAGGACAGGCUAUGGUAAUGCCAGAAAAAGCAGGGUUGCCACUUGGAGAUAAACCAAAUCUUUAUUUUUUACUAGAAAUACAUUAUGACAAUAGUGAAUUCCGUUCUGGUAUUGUUGACGAGUCUGGAUUUCGUGUUUACUUUACUCCGAAUUUAAGAAGAUACGAUGCUAUGACAUUAAUGAUUGGAGCUUCUGUAGAUCCGUGUAUAGUCGUGCCACCCGGAAGAAGGAAAUUCAUCGUUGCUGGACAUGCUGAUCCCAGGUGUCUCGGACCAGCAAUACCACCAGAAGGCAUUAGGAUUUUUGCAGUAUUUCUACACUCUCAUCUCUUGGGCCGACAAAUGAAGCUGCGACAUUUUCGAAAUGAUGUGGAACUUCCUUAUAUUGCGUCAGAUAAGAAAUAUGAUUUCAAUUAUCAGGAAUACAGAUAUCUAAAACAGGAAGUCAUAAUCAAACCAGGAGAUCAUCUAACUGUGGAGUGCACCUAUGACUCAACGGGAAGAAACAUGACAACUUUUGGAGGACUUGGAACUGGUCAAGAGAUGUGCUUAGCAUUUGUCUUAUAUUACCCUCGAAUAGCAAGAGCAAGAGCACUUAGCAGCGCUACAUGUGAUCUGGUGAAGAGUUUAGCUGGAAUGGACUCGAAGCAUACUAACGCAGAUGAUGAUAACUCCAAUUUUACUUUCUAUCAACAUUUCCAUACAAAUAAUCCGUGGGAUUCUAAUUACGCCGGUAUAGCUGAAGCAGCUAUGAGGUACGGUUACCAUACAAUACAGUGUUUUCUUGGAGAUGGUAGAAGGCUGCAAAUAUCAGGUCUUGUUACCUAUCCUAGGAACAUAAGAGUCUACAAUGAACCAUCGCGAUGCACAUACGUGACUUCAUCUCAAGAACACUGGAAAGACCAUUUCUACUACACCUCUGGGAGCACAAAAACGUUUUUAAAUGUAUAUUUUUAUGCCUUCUUUUAUAUCGUCUCAUAUUUAAUUUUAUCGCCUUUUGCAAUGAUCAUUUGAAAUUCUUUCAUAUAAUAUGUACAAAUAGUCAAGCUGCAAAAACAAACUUCUAAUGCUUCCUGUUAGAAGCAACCGAAGCAAGUCAUUUCUGUAUGUACUUUGUGUUUUGAGCUUUUAAAACGAAUAGAAUUUUUAUCACAUCUGAGGUGGACUCGGAGAGAGGCAGGAAAAGAACUCUAAGAGUAGCUUCCUUUUCUUAACGCACAGUUACUUCGCACCCUCGAUGAGCUAUUAAGCUUGUUUGUAAUGUAUAAUGCUUGUAAACAAAAAAUUAAAGAUUAUUUUUCAUUCUAAA